AUGUCUUCUUCGCAACAUAGUCAGAGUCUAGACACCAUCGCCUCCGACCCAGAGGCAAGAGCCGCCAGGGACUACGAGGAGCAACAUUCUUACACGCAGACUAUCAGCAAGUUCCGCCCUGCAAUUAAGUGGUCCAUUUUCUUCGCCAUUACCAUUGUUGGAGAGGGCUACGAUCUUGCCCUCAUGGGCAACUUCUUUUCCAUGCCCCAGUUCCAAAAUCUCUUUGGCCACUCCCCAGGACGCAGUGCCGCCAAGGAAAUACCCGUCUUUUGGCAAUCCAUGAUCCUCACCAGCAGCCAGCUUGGACAGGUUUCCGCGAUGUACUUCGCCGGCCUGUCUAUGGACAGAUUUGGCUACCGUAGAACCAUGAUGUUCUCCCUCGGGACCGUCAUAGUGUUCCUCUUUGUCACAUUCUACGCGACGGCGGCAUUAGCCACGAGAGACCACAGGGCAGGCCUCGGAAUGAUAGUCGGCGGUAGCUAUCUCUUGGCCUGCGUUCUCGCCUACGUAUCAGAUAUCUCCCCCCUGAAGCUCCGUCCGGUCCUUAUGACGUUCGUCUCCAUGUGCUGGAUCCUUGGCCAGCUCCUAUCAACGGUAGCGAUCAAGAGCGUAACAACGAUCAAAGACAAUGAUAUAUUGGCAUACCGCAUAGCCGUCGCUUUCCAGUGGGUAUGGCCUCUUCCGAUACUCAUUUGCGUCUUCUUUGCACCCGAAUCGCCUUGGUGGCUCAUGCGACAAUCUCGCCCCGAUCUUGCGCGCAGUUCACUCGUCAGGCUCAACCCAGAUCCGGCAUACCCCGUCGAUGGCCAAGUCAAGGUUCUUGAGCUCACCGACCAGCAAGAGAAAUGCGAUCAGAAUGACUUCGAGAUCACGUAUCUGGAGUGCUUCCGUGGCGUCAACCUUCGCCGUACCAUGAUCGUCGUGACGACGAAUAUAACACAACAACUCUGCGGGUCUUCGCUCAUGUUCUAUUCGGCUAAGCUGUACCAAAAGGCCGGCAUGAGCAGCUCCAAGUCGUAUGACUUCACGCUAAUCCAGUGCGCUAUCGGCAUUAUUUGCAUCGUCACCUCGUGGCCCUUGAUGAAGUACAUUGGACGCAGGACGAUCUGGCUUUGGGGCCUCGGGGCCGCAGUUAUUCUCAUGGCCGGCGUUGGCGUACUGGGGUGUUUUCACGACGCACACGCGGCCAUUACAUGGGCCAUUGUGAUUUUGCUCGUUGUCUUUACUGGGGUUUACAACCUCUCGAUUGGCCCACUGACAAAUGCCAUCAACCCCGAGAUAUCCUCGACGCGCCAGAAGGCCAAGACGCUUGUCAUUGGCCGUGUAGCAUCCCUUGUCGCUGGUCAGUUCAACAUGUGGCUAUUGCCGAUUAUGCUGGAGGAUGCUCCCAAUGGAUGGGGUCUUGGACCUCGUACGGCGUUGGUAUACUCUGGUAUCAAUGUCAUCUUCUGGGUUUGGGCGUACCUUUUCCUCCCAGAGAUCUGCGGCAGGCCGCAGGCGGCCAUCGAUGAGCUGUUCAAAAGGAGGAUUUCCGCGCGCAAGUUUUCCCAGGUAGAGGUGGAGACUUUGUGA
This is a messenger RNA of Colletotrichum graminicola M1.001, 1572 nucleotides long. RefSeq lists its product as uncharacterized. Gene Ontology annotation, biological process: carbohydrate transport; transmembrane transport. Gene Ontology annotation, cellular component: membrane. Gene Ontology annotation, molecular function: carbohydrate:proton symporter activity. The record is from RefSeq and is a predicted model, not a curated record. NCBI's taxonomy places the organism in Eukaryota, Fungi, Ascomycota, Sordariomycetes, Glomerellales, Glomerellaceae. The coding region runs from base 1 to 1572 and encodes 523 amino acids. The transcript has 2 exons.